AACAUUAACAUUUAUCUUAUAGUCCAAAUAAGUCGUGACUAGUUUUUGCUGUCAUAUUCUUGUGUCGAAUAAACAUCUAAAAUGUUUCACGAAGCAGUGUUUUUAUUUGCUGUCCUUGGAUCGAUCCACUCAAUCAAUGGAGGAUCAGUACCUGUAACAAAAUGCACGGCAAGUGAUUCGGAUUGCAUAAAGAAAUCUGCGCAAACGUUGCUCCCGUUGCUAGCUGAAGGGAAAGUGUCGGCGGAGUUGAAGAGUUUGGACCCACUCAUCAUAGAGAAGAUUGACGCGACCCAACAGAACUUACAUCUGAUAGCCCAUGGUGUUACAGUAAAAGGCCUCAAGGAAUGCACUAUUGAUAGUAUAUCCCGUGAUGCAGCUAAAUCAAAAAUGAACGUAAACGUACUAUGCACCGUGGUGGUUGAAGGAGAGUAUGAGAUUAAAGGCAAAGUUCUGGUAUUGAAAUUAGACGGACACGGGCAUUUGAUAGUUAGUCUCAAAAAAAUCCUGAUAACUGUCGACGUGGACAUGGAGGAAAUCGAAAAGAGCGGUAAAAAAUAUUGGAAUGUUAAAAACUGGGACUCGUCUUACAUAAUAAAGGAGAAAGCUAACAUUGAGCUCACCAACCUAUUCAAUGGAAGCGAGGAACUAACUCAAGCUAUCCGCGAUUUGUUAGGAGCAAGUGCAAACGAAAUUGUAACAGAACUAGGUCCACCCAUCGUCAAAGCUAUCACCACGGAAGUUGUCAACACUGUCAACGGCUUCUUCCAUCUCACUCCAAUUGAGGAGCUUGCACUUGACUAAAAUAAGUCAAGUACUUUAAAAUUUUCGCUUAUCCGAUAAGUAAGUAAUAACGGUUGAUAAAAACAUAUAAACCUCAUUUGUAAAGAAAUUAAAAUAACCUCAUUUUUAAAGAGUGUUUAUUCUAUAACCAUGGUAAUUGUAACGGCAUUGCAAUAUAGGAUACUCAAUUAAAAUAAGGUAUAUAAUGAUAAUCAAAUAAAUUACUAUCACUCCAAUCUAAGCGGCCAUGAAAGGUCAUAUUAAACUUUCACCUACAAAGUAUAAUUAAAACUCUCUAUGAAAUUUAUGUCAAGGUAAUGUAUGUUAUGUAAUCAGCUUAAAAUCGACCAAACAAGAAUUAUUCUUGCAAUAUUAAAAUUUAUACAAACUAUUGGCCAAAUUUUAAAAAUGAACGGGCUCAAAAUAUGUACCUAUUGACAUCUUACUUAUUAAUGUAAUGUACCCUAUAUUUAAAAGAUAAAUGAUUAUAUAUAUUUUUUUAACAAGUGUCUAUUUUCUGGUCUAUUCUUUUUUCAAUUAAAUGAUCUUCUGAUUACCUCAUUAAAAGCGUUU
Diatraea saccharalis (sugarcane borer) is the source of this 1353-nucleotide messenger RNA. Lineage: Eukaryota; Metazoa; Arthropoda; Insecta; Lepidoptera; Crambidae. The record is from the annotation of a GenBank genome assembly.